Messenger RNA from Polistes canadensis, 1026 nucleotides. RefSeq names its product guanosine-3',5'-bis(diphosphate) 3'-pyrophosphohydrolase MESH1 (gene Mesh1). Bases 34 to 873 code for a protein of 279 amino acids. The record is from RefSeq and is a predicted model, not a curated record. The transcript is spliced from 3 exons. Lineage: Eukaryota; Metazoa; Arthropoda; Insecta; Hymenoptera; Vespidae. Gene Ontology annotation, molecular function: guanosine-3',5'-bis(diphosphate) 3'-diphosphatase activity.
UUGAAACAGUAACAAUACAAAAUAUUCUCCAAAAUGAGUAAUCUCUAUCUUUUGCAACUUAAAACGUUAAAUGAAAAUAUAGAAAAUAUGCAAUCGCAUAUAAUGACUUACAAAUAUAAAGACCCUCGUUUUGACAUAACAAAAAGCGUUUUUUUAGCAACAAUGGCAGAUCCAGUGAUUGGUAUAAAAGAAAGUACUACUGAAAAAGUAACAUGUUCUGAUCCAUUUAAGGAAAGUGGCCCCUGUGACUCUUGUGUUCCAAGACUUUCAAAUAAUAAAUUAAUAUCAUUGAUUAUUAAAUGUACUAACUUCGCUGCAGAAAAACAUAGAAAUCAAAAAAGGAAAGAUGCUGCACAAACACCUUAUAUAAACCAUCCCAUAGGAGUUGCUAACAUUUUAGUUCACGAAGGUGAUGUAUACGACCCUGUUGUAAUCUUAGCUGCACUUUUGCAUGACACUGUAGAAGAUACAGAUACUAGUUUUGAUGAAAUCGAACAAGAAUUUGGAUAUACAGUGAGUCAAGUUGUUCAAGAAGUAACUGAUGAUAAGGCUCUACCUAAAGCAGAACGUAAACGUUUGCAAAUAGAAAAUGCACCUAAAAGAAGUCAUAGAGCUAAAUUAGUAUUACUAGCAGAUAAAUUAUACAAUUUACGAGACCUUCAAAAGAGUACUCCAAUUGGUUGGACACCUGAAAGAGUAAAGGAAUACUUUAAGUGGGCUAAAGCUAUUGUAGAUAGAAUACGUAGGACUAACUCUAAUUUGGAAAUCGCACUAGAUAGAGUAUUUGAAAAACAAAGAAUUGAAACUGAGAUUAAAUGCAAAUGUGUACAAGAUAAUUCACAAAAUUGUCAUAAUAGCGGAAAUAUAAAUUAGCUCCAAUUUCAAAUAAAAAAAUUUACUUAAUAUAGAAAAUAUUAUUUCUUUUAAGAUUUUAUAAAAGAUAUUAAUUUCAAAACUGGUACAUCUUGUAUUUACAAAUAAUACAGAGCAAUAAAUUCCAUAUUGGCAAGCUAUUUCAUAUUAGCA